Messenger RNA from Ostertagia ostertagi, 393 nucleotides. The record is from the annotation of a GenBank genome assembly. Lineage: Eukaryota; Metazoa; Nematoda; Chromadorea; Rhabditida; Trichostrongylidae.
AUGAAUUUACAGCCCCUACUCCGAACUCGGGCCAUCGAAACACAGUGUUAUGUGAUCGCUGCUGCUCAGACGGGAAAGCAUAACGACAAGCGGUCAUCAUACGGUCACUCGAUGGUAGUUGACCCCUGGGGAGCUGUGAUAGCGCAGUGCUCGGAGAGAGUCGAUAUGUGCUUCGCUGAAAUCGAUCUUUCAUAUGUCGCUGAACUUCGCAAGAUGCAACCAGUUUUUGCUCACCGACGACCUGAUCUCUACACCUUACACGUUAAUGAGGAAGAUGACGAUGAUUCUCCGUUAAUGUUUGCUGAGUUUCCGAUUGCUGCUGAAUCAAUAUUCUAUCGAUCAGCUCUUUCCUUUGCAUUCGUCAAUUUGAAGCCUGUGCUAAAUGGACGUUAG